This is a messenger RNA of Otolemur garnettii (small-eared galago), 6232 nucleotides long. It is a transcript of the gene LARP4B, whose product is annotated as La ribonucleoprotein domain family member 4B. Gene Ontology annotation, biological process: positive regulation of translation. The record is from RefSeq and is a predicted model, not a curated record. Gene Ontology annotation, molecular function: mRNA 3'-UTR binding. NCBI's taxonomy places the organism in Eukaryota, Metazoa, Chordata, Mammalia, Primates, Galagidae. Gene Ontology annotation, cellular component: cytoplasmic stress granule; cytosol. The transcript has 18 exons. Bases 1017 to 3212 code for a protein of 731 amino acids.
UGUUUUAGAAUCCUCUACUUAGCUUCAGGAGAGUACAUGUGUCUGAGCUACAGAGCUAUAACUCCCCCCAGUGACUCCUCACUGCAUCUGAGGACUGAGAGCCAGUGACCCAGAGUCUCAGAGCAGGAGUUCCCUAAAUCUGUAUUUCUGAACUAUAAUUUGUCAACUAAAAAUAUUUGUUCUUCAUGAUACACUUUUUGUUUAAAAACAAGAUACAGCAGCCCAAAUGUGGGGUGUUGUGUUCCAAUAGCGUUUUACUAAUACUCAAUGUGUUUCCUUAAAUGAACUCACUUGCCUAGUUUAACAGAGGACAUUGGAACCACACACAAAAACAAGAUUCAUGCUCAUAAAAGUAUCUGCCUAUUAAAAUCUAACAUAUUUGUCAUUUAUCCUGUUUGGAAAACAGUAUAACACUGUGUAACUUACUGAAUUUAUUUCAAGCGGUUGUUCUCUGCUAGUUUACAUCUCUAAAUAUGUUUAUAGCAUUUAGUUUUUUGUGUGCUUUUGUGAUUGGUGACACUUUUGACAAUUUCAUGAGACUGCCUUUGAUCAGAUUAUUUCAUUAACAAGAGUUUUGAGAAUUUAUCACAUGCAGGUUAUUGACAAUAGGGAGCUCCAUUGCAGAAAUGGAAAACCUGUAUAAUUACCUAGUAAGACAAAAAUAGUUGUGCUUUUUAAUUUUUUUUCUGGCAGUCUGGUACUGUGUGUUUCAGAAAUGCCAGAAAAGAUACCUGAGUUAAAUCAAAUUCUUUUUCUUGUUUGUGAAGCCAUGUACCUUGCAGUGAAAAGAGCUUGGAAGGCCUUGGUGCCAGAUGUGGAUGUCUAGGAAUCCUUGUGACAUAGAAUUUUGAAAGUUCUCUCUUCUGACCCCAGUUACUUCUUAAGUCGUUUGGGAAAAUCAAAUGAGACACGUGGAGUUUGUGUCCAGCCGUUGAGUUGGACAAACGCCUUCCAGAGACUCCCUUAGAGUCUUAGUACACAUCUGAGGUUAGCGCUAAACUCCUCCAGUGGAGCCCAUGACUUCUGACCAGGACGCUAAAGUUGUGGCUGAACCGCAGGCACAGAGAGUCCAGGAGGGCAAGGACAGCUCUCAUCUGAUGAAUGGUCCUAUAUCUCAGACCACUUCCCAGACAAGUUCCCUCCCAACUUUGAGUCAGGUACCACCAACUAAGGUUUCGGAGUUAAACCCCAACGCAAAAGUAUGGGGAACUCAUAUGCUGCCUUUGGAAGCAAGUAGCGCAGUGGACGGUGUGAGCGCAGCGUGGGAGGACUGCAGCCAGAGGGGAUUGGAUGCUAGUUGUGAUGGCGACAAGCGCUGUGAGAACGCAGCACUGCCAGAUGCGCAGGGGUCAGACCACACAGAUGUCAGCACCUUGGCUCCAGGUCCCACAGAGCACGAGCCUCAGCCUGAAAGCAGCGAAGCAGGAGGAAAUGAAUCUCAACCAGAAAGCCAGGAAGACCCCCGAGAAGUACUUAAGAAAACGUUGGAAUUCUGCUUAUCUCGAGAGAACCUUGCUAGUGACAUGUACCUGAUAUCACAAAUGGACAGUGACCAGUAUGUGCCAAUUACAACGGUGGCUAACCUUGACCACGUCAAGAAGCUCAGCACCGAUGUGGGUCUGAUCGUGGAUGUGUUGCGGUCUUUACCUUUAGUUCAAGUGGACGAGAAGGGAGAAAAAGUAAGGCCAAAUCAGAACCGCUGCAUCGUGAUUCUGCGAGAAAUCCCUGAGUCUACGCCCGUGGAAGAAGUGGAAGCUCUAUUUAAAGGAGAUAAUUUGCCGAAAUUUAUCAACUGUGAAUUUGCCUACAAUGACAACUGGUUCAUCACAUUUGAGACAGAAGCCGAUGCCCAGCAGGCUUACAAAUACCUUCGAGAAGAAGUUAAAACUUUUCAAGGAAAGCCAAUUAAGGCACGCAUAAAAGCAAAGGCAAUAGCUAUAAACACAUUUUUGCCAAAGAAUGGAUUCCGACCUCUGGACGCGAAUCUGUACACGCAGCAGCGCUAUGCGGCAUCCUUCUACUUACCGCCAGUGUACAGUCCCCAGCAGCAGUUUCCCCUAUAUGGGCUGAUUGCACCCCACACGUGGUCCGCAGCGCACAGCUAUCUCGACCCACCUUUGGUAACUCCGUUUCCAAAUACUGGAUUCAUAAACGGGUUUACGUCUCCAACAUUCAAGCCUGCAGCCUCUCCUCUGACUGCACUGAGACAGUACCCUCCCAGGAGCAGGAAUCCUAGUAAAUCUCAUCUGCGCCAUGCGAUUCCUAGUGCAGAGAGAGGACCCGGAUUAUUAGAAAGCCCUUCCAUAUUUAACUUCACUGCGGACCGAUUAAUUAAUGGUGUGCGGAGCCCACAGACGAGGCAAGCAGGUCAAGCCAGAGCACGGGUGCAGAACCCUUCAGCAUACACCAAGAGAGAGGCUGGCACCGGGCGCGUGGAGCCCAGCAGCCUCGAGUCUUCCCCUGGGCUAGGGAGGGGCAGGAAAAAUUCCUUUGGCUAUCGGAAGAAAAGAGAGGAGAAGUUUACAAACAGCCAGACACAGUCUCCAACGCCACCAAGGCCUCCAUCACCAAGCUUCGAACUGGGGCUGUCCAACUUUCCCCCGUUACCUGGAGCUGCAGGCAACUUGAAGACAGAGGACUUGUUUGAAAACAGGCUGUCUGGCUUGAUAAUAGGAUCAACAAAAGAAAGGAGCCUCAGUGCAGAUGCCAGUUCGAACACUGUCCCUGCAGCAGUCCCCAGAGAGCCCCUGGUGCCGGUUUCCUGUGCAGUGUCAGCAGCCUACGAGCGGCCCCCCUCCCCGGCCUGUCUGCCCGAGGACCCCAAGGCAGUGGAGAAGCAGCGGGAAGCCCAUGGUGGGGACAGACUCCCUUCCGCCUUCGCCACCACUGCGUGUAAAUCUGUACAGGUGAACGGAGCUGCCACAGAACUGCGGAAGCCCAGCUACGCAGAGAUUUGUCAGAGGACAAGUAAAGAGCCUCCUUCUUCCCCAUUGCAACCCCCAAGAGAACAGAAGCCCAACACUGUCAGCUGCGGGAAGGAGGACAAGCAGCUGGUAGAGCCCACGGAGAGACAAAGAGAGACCCCUGCCCUCAAGUCCACGCCUGCAGCCCCCAGAGACCAGAGGCGGCAGCCGGGGCGCCGGCCCUCGCCCCCAGCCCUCGGGAAGCGCCUUAGCAGGGAACAGAGCACUCCUCCCAAGUCCCCCCAGUGAGAGCCGACUGCGCGGAACACUUCCACUCAGCGCGUGAGUGAGUUGCUGGUUAGGAGCUUGCAGUGUUUGAGGCCUUGGGGAUCCUGCAAGUUAUUUUUCUUCUGUGAGUUGGAUUUUCCCCCUCUUGAGAAAAAAAAUCUAUUUUUCAGGAUUUAAUUAAUAUAAACCUUAUUUUAGGUUGGUGCUUAACUAGAGGUGAUGCAUAAGUCAGAUUUUUUUUUCCAGGAUAGAAAAUGCAUUUAUCCUAACAAAUUGGUAUUCUUUAAGCCUCCAUGUGGCUCUGAAUGCAAGCUGUAUGUAGUGAGUUUUUCUAAAUUAAGGGAGCUAUGCUAUGUUUUUCAGUGACUGGGCUGCAAGUGCACAUCUCUCAGCAGCCCGGCAGGUGGGUGAGGGGCUGCCCCGGCAGAGGAGGCACAGCCUCCUGGAGGAGGGGCUGCAGGGCAUGGGCUGUGCCUGCGUCCAGGCCGCCGGGUGCUCUGGCACUGAGAGUGCAGAGACCCCUUCCGAUGUGGUGGGCAAGACGCAGCUGCAGAGAGCACGGGGGCACCUGAGACCUUGAGCUUCGAUGUGCUGCAAGCAAGUAACCAGCUUCUCACUCCAGUUUCAAGUGGCUAUUAUGUAAAAUAAAUUCAAAGCACAUUGUGAAUAGAACCUAAAUGAAAAUAUAAACUUUAUUGCCCACUGACAUGUUACAGAAGUUGUACCACGAUGUUGUUCUGAUCCUAUGAGUUCCUGCGGCGACACCUGCUCCGUGCACAUUUCUGUCUCUGUCCCCAGCACUGGGUGGAGAGUUCACAGCCUGCCAGCUCCCCGUGGACAGCUCCCCGUGCUCUGCAUCGGCACAUGGUUCACGUCACGUGACCCUGAGUAUUGUUGGUGGCUUCCCCUCUUUGGCUGGUGGAGGACAAAACCCAGCUCUUUACCUUCAGGAUGAGGGUCUCGGUGAUUCACUUCUAGAAGUGCUGCACUUCUGAAGAAAAGGAUGCACUAGGGUUAGCAAGUUUGUAAUAAAGUUAAAUAUAAAUUAUUUUGUUUUAAAAUGCCUAAAAUCCUUCUUUAAGUAUUCUAAGCAGCAAACAUUAAAAUAAGAAUAUUUCCUGCUAAAUGUAACCAUACAGUUUAUUCCACAAGAUGUUAUUUAACAAGACUGAGGGUUUUUUUUUUUUUUUUAAAGAAAAAAAAAUAUUUCCAUCCAAUAUUUAAAGACUUGAAUUUUAUUUAAACUUGAAAAUGACUUUGCCUUAACUUUGUAUGAGACAGCUUCGAGUUGGUGGAGCCUGUCCGGGCUGUCGGCCAGCUGCUCGGCGUGUGGGUCUGCGGCCAGCCUCCUGGUGAGCGCUCUGUGGUGCAGGAACGAGCAGUCGUCUUUGUAACAUACCUUAGAGAGUUCACACAGUUGAUCUUUUUUCAGAUUGUUGAAAAAUCCUGUAAAUGAAUGAGUCGAUACUGUAUUAAAUAUGUGCACUCGGGAGUGUGCUCCGCUUGUACAGUUGUAAAUAAUCAGAACAUAUUAAAAAGGUACCUACAGAGAAAAAUCUGAUAAAAAUUAUUGAUAUAUUAUAAAUGUUGCUGUUGCGCUGGAUGUAGAUAAACUAAAUGUUGUGGUUUGAAUAUUAUUUUAAUUUGUUGAGAUUAUUUUUCUUUUUCUCUGAUACUGGUGUGUGGAACUGAUGCUGCCUCUUUGCUGCCAAAGGGAAAUGGAAAGUCUCAUUAAAGCCUCACGUGUCUUGUGCUCCUUCAAGGGUGCAAGUACAGACCCCUUAUAAUGCAUGUGAAAGGUUUUAAAGUAUGACACAGAAAGCAAAAAUUGGCAGGAUCUUCAGCUAAAGGUAGAAAAUAAUCAUAUCCGUUGCCACUAUUUAAACAUACAGAAAUACACACAGUGCUGAUGUUUUUUAGAUACCCGUUAAAGGAGGGAAUUUAUAUCUUUGUAGUUGUCAGAUCACUGACCAAAAAAUCAGAAUAAUUGACCUCUGAAGCCCAAACUCACAGAUGCUGUAAGAGCUGGGAAGGCGCCUCAGGCCUAGGCCCUCAUGGGGUGUCUUCGCUGGGGGCCUGGGCACCACCUCCUUCCCAAAUCAGGGUGCCUCCCACCUGCCAAGCAAGUCCCUGGCUUUUAAUAAUGAGAAACCCUUUCCCCCAGGUCUGAGCGUCGCAGCACAGGGAGUGAGCUGAGGGCUGUUAGCGUCUAGGCCAUAGAGUAGCUCCUGCCCAGCCAGUGGCAGCCUAAGAGCUGAGCGUCAGAGCUGCAGCCCUACUCUGUGUGAUUUUUAUAGCAUUCUUUUUAAUUAAGCAAAGGCGACAUGCCAAAUAGCUAUAUGAUGUCAAAAAAAAACUUUCUGGUAUUUGAGAUUCUCCCCUUAGAAGACAAGAGGAGUUACUGCGCAGGAAGUGUGGUAUGCCAGCAGACUGCUGCCUCCUGCAGUGGUGACAGUGGCUUUCACACAUUUUUGUAAAAGUUAACUCUUUCUUGUCCCCCAGCAAUGACGAAUGACAUCGUAACUUGUAAAAUCGUGUGAUGGUCUUUGCCCUGUGGAGCUAGUACAGUGAGAACCAGGCCCUGCUCCUCCAAGCAUGUAUCCCAGGAGGAAGAGCCACACGUUCCUGCCUUCCUCAGACUCCUGUCGCCAUGUCACUGGUCAUCACUGGCGGGGAUGGGACGUGUCUUCUCUGCUGUGUGGUCAGGGUCCUACAGUUUGUGAAAAGCCGGCUCUGCACGUCCAGGAAACAGAUCUCGGGUUGUGCCUGCCGGGUGCCCCUCGGCAGGCUGUGGUCACUGUGCUAGCACCGGGGUGCAGGGGCACCAGCCUGGAGACUGACCACGUGCCGGCCACCAGGUCACAAGUGGAGUGUGAUGUGGACGUGUCCCAAGGGUUUUUGUUUCUGUUUUCAUUGAGACUGGAAUCAAGCUUACGUGUAACUAUUGGUAAUUUAAGUUUCCUUUUGUGUCAUUCAGUGUAAAAAUGUCUAAUUUGAAAAAAAUGUAGGUUAUGAAAAAUAAAGAUUUAGGCACUGUUCAA